AAAACACAUCAGGGAAGUACUCAUUCCAGAACAUAGCUUAAGCAUGGCUUUGUCGAGGAACAAUAUCCUAAUUUACACGACUCUCGGUAGUUUAGCAUUCAAGGUGUUCACAUCUGCAUCUCUACUCAUAUCUAUUCUCUGGAUAUUCUUAAUAUAUAUAAUAUCAACAGCUAUAUAUAAAGCUAUAGCAAUGUACAAAAGGAGUGUAAAAGUUGCUGAUGAAAAUAAGAAGAGACUCAGUACGGUGUUAAAUAAUCAAAUCACAGCAAUGGAUGAAGUUUUGUCCAAUCAGGAUAAUGCAAAUCAGAUGAAUAUGAGAAAGUUGGACAGCGUUAAAGAAGAAUAUCGACGUCAGGCAAUCGCUGAAAUGAUGAAAAUACGCAUCAAUUAUCAUCGUAUCAAAAUUGACCACAUAUAAAUCUUAACAAAAUUUCUCAGAUAAUCCCCUCUAAGAUGUAACUCUAGUAUAAUUUUAUCGUCUUGUACAUAGAUUUAAUGGAUCAUUAUGA
Folsomia candida is the source of this 509-nucleotide messenger RNA. RefSeq lists its product as uncharacterized. The transcript is spliced from 3 exons. Lineage: Eukaryota; Metazoa; Arthropoda; Collembola; Entomobryomorpha; Isotomidae. The record is from RefSeq and is a predicted model, not a curated record. Bases 44 to 418 code for a protein of 124 amino acids.